Molecule: messenger RNA, 1802 nt
Organism: Molossus molossus (Pallas's mastiff bat)
Lineage: Eukaryota; Metazoa; Chordata; Mammalia; Chiroptera; Molossidae
Gene: GABARAPL1
Product: GABA type A receptor associated protein like 1
Exons: 4
Coding region: 253-606 (117 amino acids)
Biological process (GO): cellular response to nitrogen starvation; autophagosome assembly; macroautophagy
Cellular component (GO): autophagosome membrane; autophagosome; cytosol
Molecular function (GO): GABA receptor binding; ubiquitin protein ligase binding
Source: RefSeq, a predicted model, not a curated record
GUUGUUUACGUGUCCCCAGCGCUCGGGAAAAGCCGCCGGGAGUUCUUCACCUGGCCCAUCCGCAACGUGCCGGCAGAGCACCGACAGCCCUCCCGCAGCUCGGCCAGGCGGCGUCGCGACGGGAGCUGCCAUUUCCCGAGCGGUUCGGAGACAGCUGGAAGCUAGGAGGAGGGGAAGCAAGACGAGGGAGCCGCAGUCCUCGGCGAGAGAGGCAGGCCCCGGCCGGGGAUCUCGGAAACCCUGCGGUUCAUCAUGAAGUUCCAGUAUAAGGAAGACCAUCCCUUUGAGUAUCGGAAAAAGGAAGGAGAAAAGAUCCGGAAGAAAUAUCCGGACAGGGUCCCUGUGAUCGUGGAGAAGGCUCCUAAGGCCAGGGUGCCUGACCUGGACAAGAGGAAGUAUCUAGUGCCCUCUGACCUCACUGUUGGCCAGUUCUACUUCUUAAUCCGGAAGAGGAUCCACCUGCGACCUGAGGACGCCUUAUUCUUCUUUGUCAACAACACUAUCCCUCCCACGAGCGCUACCAUGGGCCAGCUGUAUGAGGACAACCAUGAGGAAGACUACUUCCUGUACGUGGCCUACAGUGAUGAGAGUGUGUAUGGGAAGUGAGUGGUGGAGGCCCGCAGACGGGAGCACCUGGACUCGGGGGUGGGGGGUGUGUGGGACGGGGGACGAGAAGGCGGGGCUCCCACAUGGAGGAGACAGAAGGCCAAGACCUCUGGAAACACUGCACCGCAUACACCGUCAUCAUAGUUUCACCUGCUCAAUUGAUGUUUUUUGCUGCUUCCUCGGCCCAGGGAGAAAGCACGUCAGGACAGAGCUGAUGGAUUAGCUUUGCUCGAGGAAUGGAGAUGAUAUUGUUUCACAGCAUCGGUGUGAAUUAAUUUUUGCGUGAUUUUUUUUUUUUUUUUUUUUUGUCAUAGAAGAGUUAGGAAGUGGGCAAGUUGGGACCAGAGAUGAUUGUGGACCAGCAUCGACUUCCAGCUCGCCCAUCUCUGGGCAGAAAUCCUCUUGGACAUUUGCACAAGGCAGUUGCAGGGAGGGGGUAGGAAUGUUUUAGGAGUACUGGUAGUGGACCAUUCCUGGGGACCAAAAGAGAUACCUUGUCAUUAAAACAUUGUGCCCCAUCUCUCCUGUCUUCACAACUCCCCCUCUCCCCACCCUCUCUCACACCCAGUCAUAAUCUCACACAGACAUCACAGCACCACCUCAGUGGUGACAGAUGUCAGACAGAAAUUUAGAUGGAGCUCUCUUACUUCUGGAAAGUGGGGGCCAGGCAUGAAGGACACUGAUGAUGAAGAUGGUUUUGAUAGCAUUAACUGGAAUUGAAGUAUUGAACAUCUCUGCCUAACCUGCUCUCUCUCUGGUGUCCCUUAUCCCACACCUCCCUUGGCCUCAGCUGUGUCCAGUCACAGGCUCAGCGACGUCCUCCCUCCCUGCUGUCCCUUCCGUCUCACGCACAGAAACGCUAAGUGAUGGCCAGCUGCUUCCCUCCUGGGGUCUUCAUUUACUGCAGCUGCUAGUAGAGAAGUUUGAGGCGAUGACUUUUAGUAAUUCGUGGGGAUUCUGUUGAUUCUGAUUAUUUUCACUUUCGGGGUUGUUAUGGGUGGCGGGGGGAGAGCAGGAGUUUCACUCAGACAUGACAUUUCAGUUCAUCUCUGCUAAUGAAAAGGGUCCGUCCCCCGAUGGGGGGAUUUGUGUGUCGAUUCUGUCAGCUGCAGGUUCUUGUGUCAUGAAAUUGACGCUGUCAGGCAAAGGAAAUAAAGUAAUUGUGUACUUAAAAACCCACUGAGUUCGUAACUUGC